GCACAUGCACGACUUGACCUCAGCUCUAGCUGGCAAGUCUAUCUUCAGCAAAGUCGACUUAGUUCGCGCCUACCAUCAGAUACCUGUGGCGCCAGACGACAUUGCUAAAACUGCAGUCAUUACGCCAUUCGGCCUAUUCGAGUACCUCAGAAUGCCUUUCGGCCUCAGCAACGCUGCCCAAACUUUUCAGCGUUUCAUUCAUGAGGUAACGCGAGGACUCGAAGGCGUUUAUCCUUAUCUAGAUGACAUUCUUAUCGCCAGCUCUUCUAAUGACGAACAUCUUCGUCACCUCGACGCACUCUUCCAACGCUUGACGCAGCAUGGGGUUACCGUCAACCCCGAUAAAUGCGAGCUUGGCCAAAGUUCCAUCGACUUUCUUGGCCACCGCAUAUCUACCUCUGGUAUCGAAGCCCUGCCAGACAAAAUCCAGGCACUGAAGGACUAUCCUGCUCCCAGUUCCUUCAAGCAGUUACGCCGAUUCCUUGGCCUGGUCAACUAUUACAGACGCUUUAUACCUAACUGCGCGAGCAUUGUUCAACCAAUGACUGACUUGCUCCGCCGUAAACAACGGUCUUUUCACUUUACAGACGACGCUAAAUUGUCUUUCGAGAAGCUUAAAGACGCUAUCUCCAACAUAGCGCUUCUCGCCCAUCCAGACACAUCUGCACCACUCUCCCUGACAACUGACGCAUCAGACACUGCCGUCGGUGCAGUUCUUCAACAACUCAUCGACCAUCGAUGGAUACCUCUAGGUUUCUUCUCAAAGCGCUUACAACCUGCCGAAUCGCGAUACAGCACCUUCGGUAGGGAACUGUUAGCUAUCUACCUAGGUAUCCGACAUUUCCGUCACUACCUCGAAGGUCGACAUUUCACCGUCUUCACCGACCACAAGCCAUUGAUCUACGCAAUCAAUGACGCAACAGACAAGUAUUCACCGCGGGAAACUAGACACCUAGACUACGUUUCUCAGUUUACGACAGACGUACGUCAUGUCUCAGGUGCUCUCAAUCCCGUCGCGGAUGCGCUUUCACGCAUUCAGCAGAUCAGCUUAUCGCCUGACACCAACAUUGAUCUAGCCGCUAUGGCUGCUUCCCAACAAGCUGAUCGCGACAUAAGCAAGCCACAACGCAACACCACUGAGACGAUCAACAUCGAUCGACUCAAGCCAGCAUUCCUCGACAAGUCUGACUCUUCGGUGCAACAAGCACCUUCACAGCCUGUGCCAUCACAGCUGGCACCGCAACCUCAGACGAGUCAGUCAGCUCCAGCAGAACCGACAACAUCAACCGACCGCACCCCUACUCGCCCUACACUCAAUCGACGCGGUAGGAAACUCAAGCCUCCAGUUCGUUUUUCAGACUUUGUCAGCACUUACUAUUUUACGUAGAACGUGCCUUAGAAAUUUCUCGCUCUUACUAAACGUUUUUGAAAAUCCACAAAAAAAGACCAAAACGUUUUGAAACUACCAAAAUAGAGCAAAACUUUUUGAAAACCCAAAAACAGCUUUGCACGUUUUUCGCUUU
This is a messenger RNA of Dicrocoelium dendriticum, 1523 nucleotides long. NCBI's taxonomy places the organism in Eukaryota, Metazoa, Platyhelminthes, Trematoda, Plagiorchiida, Dicrocoeliidae. The record is from the annotation of a GenBank genome assembly.